Molecule: messenger RNA, 1026 nt
Organism: Tetrapisispora phaffii CBS 4417
Lineage: Eukaryota; Fungi; Ascomycota; Saccharomycetes; Saccharomycetales; Saccharomycetaceae
Gene: MHO1
Product: Mho1p
Exons: 1
Coding region: 1-1026 (341 amino acids)
Source: RefSeq, a predicted model, not a curated record
AUGUCUCGUCCAGCAACUCAUUCAGGAUCAUGGUAUUCUGAUGAUCUACGUCGUCUAGAUGCAGAAUUAUCUAGACAUUUGGUUGACGCUAGCAAGAACGUUAACAUGGUUAAGGGGUCUAGAUUAAUAAUUUCACCACAUGCAGGUUAUAAAUAUUGUGGCUCUACUAUGGCGUAUUCGUAUGCUUCAUUGGAUUUGAAUUCAAAUGUUAAGAGAAUCAUCAUCAUGGGACCAUCUCAUCAUAUUUAUUUCAAGAACCAGAUAUAUGUGAGUGGAUUUUCUGAGGUUCAAACACCACUAGGUAAUUUGCAUGUGGAUAAAGAUUUCAUUGAAGAUAAACUAAUGGGAAAUAGUAUUGAGAAAGGGUUAUUUGCUUAUAUGGAUGAAGAGACGGACCUGUCUGAACAUUCUCUAGAAAUGCAAUUUCCUAUGGUAGUCAAGACUCUUCAGUUCAGAAACAUCGACGUCGAUAAAGUGAAAGUUGUUCCCAUGAUAGUGUCUCAUAACAGUGAGGCAGUCGAUACGAAACUCGCUAAUGUGUUGAAGAACGAAUUUAUGAAUCCCGAGACAAUAUUCAUUGUAAGUAGUGAUUUUUGUCAUUGGGGUCGUCGGUUUCAAUAUACUGGAUACGUUGGGAAUAGUGAAGAACUGAAGGACUCGCUUGAAGAACAAACUGAGAUCGAGAUGUUGACUUCAAGAAGUAAGUCAUUGCAUCGGGAAGUGAAGAUUUGGGAAUCAAUUAUGAUAAUUGAUAAAUUUGGAAUGAAGCUAUUGAGUGAUUCUGACAAUUCUGAUAAAUACAAGAAUUGGAAGAAUUAUAUUGAAAUUUCAGGUAACACUGUGUGUGGAACAAAUCCGAUUAAAGUAAUCUUAAAGACAAUUGAACUCAUUGCAAAUGAAGUUGUAUCGAGUGGUAGUGACUCUAGUAAGAUUGACUUUUAUUGGCCUAGCUAUUCGCAGAGUUCGAAAGUAACCAGUGUUAAUGAAAGUAGUGUCAGUUACGCUUCUGGGUACGCAAUCAUAUAG